Molecule: messenger RNA, 2367 nt
Organism: Zingiber officinale
Lineage: Eukaryota; Viridiplantae; Streptophyta; Magnoliopsida; Zingiberales; Zingiberaceae
Product: LRR receptor-like serine/threonine-protein kinase ER2
Exons: 4
Coding region: 124-2184 (686 amino acids)
Biological process (GO): protein phosphorylation
Molecular function (GO): protein kinase activity; ATP binding; protein binding
Source: RefSeq, a predicted model, not a curated record
UCGCCGAUAAAAAUCCCAUCUUUUCCUGCUCACUACCUUCCGAGAAACUCUUUCCUUCCAAGAAAAAGACGAAACCCAGCUCCCUGAAACAGACAGUGAGAUCGAAGAGGCUGUUUUGAUGAAAUGGCUUUGAUUCCGUAUCAACUCCAUGCCCCUUUCUUCUUCUUCUUCUUCUUCUCGCUCCUCUUUCUCCUCUUUGUAGUACAAGGGAAUGUCGACGAGCUGCGUGCUCUCAUGGAGUUGAAGUCUUCCUUGGACCCGGAGAGCCUGCGGCUCUCCUCGUGGGCGGCCGACGGUGAGCCUUGCCGGGGGGAGUUCGAGGGCGUGGUCUGCGACGCAGCCGGGAAGGUGGCCAACAUCUCUCUCCAAGGGAAGGGGCUCUCCGGCUCCAUCUCUCCGGCAGUGGCGCGGCUGCGCAGCCUCACUGGGCUUUACCUCCACUUCAACAACAUCUCCGGCGCUAUCCCCCGCGAGAUUGCGAAUCUGACGGCGUUGAGCGACCUUUACCUCAACGUCAAUAACCUCUCCGGCGGCAUACCCGAGGAGCUUGGAAUAAUGGUUGCCCUCCAAGUUCUCCAGCUUUCAAAUAACAAGUUGACUGGGAGCAUACCUCCUCAGCUGGGACUUCUCAAGAGUCUCAACCUGCUUGCUCUGCAAUCUAAUUCUCUUAAUGGGGCCAUCCCUGCAACACUGGGAGAUUUAAUUGAGUUGACAUGGUUGGAUUUAAGCUCCAAUCACCUUUUUGGUUCAGUCCCUGUUAAAAUCUCCCAGCUUCCUCAGUUGACAUUUUUAGAUGUUCAAAACAACUUGCUCUCCGGCAAUGUACCUUCAGAAUUAAAGAGAUUGGGGUCAAGCUUCAAGUAUGGCAAUAACACUGGUCUAUGUGGAAGUGGAUUCACUGAUCUUAGGGUUUGCACUUCUGCUGAUCUCAGCCCAAGCAGACCCGAACCAUUCAGUGCCGGUUUGACACCUCAAGAUCUUCCACAAUCUGUUAACAUCUCUUCAGAUUGCAACACAACUCACUGUUCCAGCUCUUCAAACUCCUCAAACCUGGCCAUCAUUAUCGCGACCACUAUAGCUGUAUUUGGAGUUGUUGUGUGUGCCCUGAUGGCCUUCUUUUGGCUCCAAAACUAUCAGAAACAAAAGCUUAGUAGUGGUUUGCUUAGGGGUUCAAAUGGCGUCGUUAGCACUGAUCCAACUGCUAAGUCCUCAUAUCAAACUGCUUCUCCACUCAUUAGCCUUGAGUACUCCAACCGCUGGGAUCCAAUGACCGAUGAGAGGAGCAGUAUCGGGUCAUCUCAAGAGGCUCCUCAGAUCUAUAGGUUUAACUUGGAGGAGAUAGAAUGUGCUACUCAGUACUUUUCGGAGGUGAAUUUACUUAGCAAGAAAAGCAGCUUUGCGGCAACAUACAAGGGGAUACUACGCGAUGGAACGGAGGUUGCAGUGAAGAGGAUCAACAAAACUAGUUGCAAGUCAGAGGAAGCUGAGUUUCUCAUGGGUUUGAAGGCAUUGACAUUGCUAAGGCACGAGAACCUAGUUGGAUUAAGGGGCUUCUGUUAUUCAAGAGCAAGAGGAGAGUGUUUCCUCAUUUAUGAUUUUGUUGCAAAUGGGAGCUUGUCGGAAUAUCUAGAUGUCAAAUGCGAUGAGAUUCACAAGGUUCUUGAUUGGUCUGUAAGAGUUUGUAUCAUCAAAGGCAUUGCUAAAGGUAUGGAAUAUCUCCACAGUGACAAACCUAGCAAGCCCUCCUUGCUCCAUCAAAACAUGUCAUCGACAAAAGUCCUCAUUGACCGCCAUUUCAAACCCCUACUCUCCAGUUCUGCCCUGCACAAACUAUUAGCAGACGAUGUCAUUUUCUCCUCUCUCAAAACAAGUGCUGCCAUGGGCUACCUAGCCCCCGAGUACACCAUGGUUGGUCGGUUCUCUGAGAAGAGUGAUGUGUAUGCGUUUGGAGUUAUUGUGUUCCAACUCCUCACAGGAAAGACAAGAAUCAGUCACUUGAGACCUGAAAUGGAAUCUGGUAAACUCGAAGAUCUCAUUGAUGAGAACCUGCAGGGGAAUUACUCAAAGCCUGAGGCAGCCAAAUUAGCAGGCAUGGCGUUGUUGUGCACAAGUGAAGUGCCAAACCAAAGACCAACAAUGGAGGCAAUUCUUCAGGAACUGGAUGGAAGCAGAAGUAGGAACUGAAUUGUGUUUAGGGAUUUUGAUGUCAUUGAGAAGGUUAUUGGAUUCUGUAGUGUGUUUUCCAAUUUGUGCAUUUGAUUUGACUUGGUUCUCUCAAGCUUCCUGGGAGAAGAGGGAGAAGCUGAUGUAACUAAAGUUCUUGUAAUCUAAGAGCAUCCACAUCAAUUACCCUAAAUUAAACUUUUA